Messenger RNA from Striga asiatica, 477 nucleotides. Lineage: Eukaryota; Viridiplantae; Streptophyta; Magnoliopsida; Lamiales; Orobanchaceae. The record is from the annotation of a GenBank genome assembly.
AUGGAUGGGAGUACAGUGGAAGAUGCGGCGCCGCCGGCCCCAAGGGCGGCCAAGCCGACGAUUCUGGUGCCGGCGCGUGGCCCGGCGGAGUCGUUCUUCGCAGCCGGGCUGGGGAGCCUCGGGUUCAGCCCGGGCCCGAUGACGCUGGUCUCGAGCUUCUUCGCUGAGCAGGGCCCGUUUUCUUUCUCUCAGCUGCUGGCCGGAGCCAUGGCCUCCCCGAUGGCGCCGAAGCUGGAUUUCUCGCCGGCGGAGGAUAUUCCGGCGAAAGAAGAAGAAGAGGGAAAAUUUCCGGGCGGUGGGGAGAAUCCCGAGGGAGCCGUUGGGUAUAAGCGUAAUAGGCCGAUGAAUUUGGUGGUGGCUCAGCCGCAGCUGCAGCCGGAGAGCCUGAGCCCGAUGUUCAUGGUCCCGCCGGGCCUGAGCCCGUCCGGGUUUCUUAACUCACCCGGGUUUUUAUCCCCACUUUUAUUUGAAUUUUAG